Molecule: messenger RNA, 352 nt
Organism: Bactrocera oleae (olive fruit fly)
Lineage: Eukaryota; Metazoa; Arthropoda; Insecta; Diptera; Tephritidae
Source: RefSeq, a predicted model, not a curated record
GUAGCUGUACAUAACGGUCACAUUUAUGUUGCAGGCGAUGAAAGUGUUGAACGUUACGAUCCUCAGCGAAACAUGUGGUCUCAGAUUUGCUCUUUGGAUGGUAACAAUAGGUCUUUAGUAUCGCUAGACAAUAAACUAUGGGCUAUUUGGAACCACUCAGAAUGUUCUUCGGAGGCAUGUGUAUCAGUCUAUGACGAGCAUAAUAAUCGUUGGCAACAAAAAUGCUCAUGUCCCAAAACAUACGUGGAGAACUGUUUUGUUGUGCCAGAAUCCUUACUGUCGUCGAAAUGAUUCAAAAUUGUACCUUUUUUAUUUAAUAAAUUCUUUUCAAAUAAAUUCUCUUAUGAGAAAU